CCCCCAUCAGAUUCUAAUCCUGCUGCCUGGGCUGUUCACACCUGGUUCUUGCAUUCAAAACGUGUCCACUUAACAAAGGAGAAACUGGUUCUGACGGCUCUGGGCAAAGCUGGGUAAUAGUGGGAAAAGGACUGAUUGGAUAGCCCUGACAGAGUCAAACAAACACAACUUGAUUUGUUGCUUUAUGCUGGUAAACAGUGUGGCCCAGCUCAGGUACUUUGUUCACCGCACUUUGAGUUCCACGUCGAUUGUGGUGAGAAGAGCAGUUAGGACAGAGUCUCUCCUUCACCAUACCAUAGGGAAAAAUUCCGCAAUGGAAACGGGAGAGGAAUCCCAGGCAGAGCCAGACCGGAUGUGUAGCAGCAAUGGCAAUGAUCAGUGCCAAAAAGUCAGCCUUUUGGAGGCUGCUAUGGACCCAUUGCCAAAUAGUGAAACUUUGCCAGGAAUUAAGAAUGAGGAGACUGUUAUAACCGAAGGGAAGGCAGAGAUUAUCUUCCCCAGUGCCAAUGAAGUAUUUUACAAUCCUGUGCAGGAGUUCAACCGUGAUCUAACGUGUGCUGUCAUCACAGAGUUUGCUCGAAAGCAACUGAGGCCCAAGGGGAUUCAGGUGCUGGACCCCGGAGAAGAGGAAAGGCAGAAGAUAAUUGUAAAUUUGGCAGAGAGUGAAACCGCCGGGGCAGCAGCAGGAUUGGGAGAUGCGCCGGUCAUAAAGAAAACUGCCAACGUGGGAGAGAAAUGUGAGGGUGGGAUUCGUGUACUAGAGGGGCUGGCAGCAUCUGGGCUUCGCUCGAUCCGAUUCGCUAAGGAGGUUCCUGGAAUUCACAGUAUUGUGGCAAAUGACUUUUCCUCAAGAGCGGUGGAACUGAUGAAGAGAAACAUUGAGCUCAAUGGAGUGCAGCACUUGGUAACAGCCAGCUUGGCAGAUGCAAGCAUGCUCCUGUAUGAGUCCAGGAGGAGACGGGACCGCUUUGAUGUGAUUGACCUGGAUCCCUACGGAAGUCCAUCGCAGUUCAUAGAUGCGGCAGUUCAAGCUGUCAGUGAAGGAGGGCUUCUUUGUGUCACAUGUACAGACAUGGCAGUGAUGGCUGGGAAUAGUGGGGAGACCUGUUACAGCAAAUAUGGAGCCAUGUCCCUGAAAUCCAAGUUCUGUCACGAAAUGGCUCUACGCAUCAUCUUACACAACCUGGAUCUCCGUGCAAACUGCUACCAGCGAUACAUUGUUCCUGUCCUCUCCGUCAGUGUUGACUUCUAUAUCCGAGUGUUCGUCCAGGUGUUCACAGGACAGGCUAGGGUUAAAGCGUCUGCCAGUAAGCAAGCUCUGAUAUAUAACUGUGUGGGCUGUGGCACCUUCCAUAUUCAGAGGAUGGGCAAAAUGAUCAGCCAUGGUAACAACUACAAAUACACAGCCAGCUCGGGGCCACCAGUGGGAGCAGAAUGCGAGCAUUGCUGCCAGAGGCACCUGCUUGGUGGCCCAAUCUGGGCUGAGCCGAUCCAUGACCAGGACUUUGUCAAGAGAGUUCUCGAAUCAGUGGAACACAACCCACAGCGGUUCAAGACUUCAGAUAGAAUACUGGGCAUGCUCAGCAUGGUCAAAGAGGAGUUGCCGGACUGCCCUUUAUACCACACCAUGGACCACCUGAGCAGUGUUAUCCACUGUAAUACUCCAUCUCUCCUGCAGAUGAGGUCUGCCCUGCUUCACGCUGGCUAUCGAGUAUCCCUCUCGCAUGCUUCUAAAAAAGCUGUUAAAACUGAUGCACCAUCUUCAGUGAUCUGGGAUAUCAUGAGGUGCUGGGUGAAGAUGCACCCAGUGAAGCGGGAGAAGCUGUCCGAGAGUAGUCCCGCCUUUCGAAUUCUCAGCAAAGAGCCUGUUCUGCAGGCUUGCUUCGACAUCCGGGAAGAUGCAAAUCCCAAAUCCAGGAAGCAAGGGCUGAAACGCUUCCAGGAAAACCCUGAAGCCAACUGGGGACCUAAGGCACGGGCCAAAGUCGGUGGAGGAAUUCAUCAACCGUUGGAAGAUAAAAGCAAACGGCUGCAGAAUAAACGGAAGCAGAAGUUCAACGUUCCAGAUUAUGGGAAAACUAUCCCCUGUAAAAAGUUCAGAGAGGGAAACUGCACCUACGGAGAGGAGUGUCGUUACUCUCACCAGGAAGAGAUCGAGACCGCACAGAACAGACAAUAGAAAAUUGCAUUUUUCUGAAGCCUGCGAUGAGGUUUUGCCACCAGUUACAUUGCAAACACUGAACUCUCAAAAAACAACCACCCUUAUUGUAAGUGGUUGCAGAAUUUAUAUAUGAAAAGUGUAAGAUUCAACAUGCAGUGUUUUGUUAUUUAUAAUUAAACUGCAUUUUUAAAAAGUUCGUGUCUUA
Molecule: messenger RNA, 2366 nt
Organism: Carcharodon carcharias (great white shark)
Lineage: Eukaryota; Metazoa; Chordata; Chondrichthyes; Lamniformes; Lamnidae
Gene: trmt1
Product: tRNA methyltransferase 1
Exons: 18
Coding region: 185-2179 (664 amino acids)
Biological process (GO): tRNA N2-guanine methylation
Cellular component (GO): nucleus
Molecular function (GO): RNA binding; metal ion binding
Source: RefSeq, a predicted model, not a curated record